AUGAACUCGCAGAGUCAGAAUCUGUUCAAGCUAUGUCUUGAAAGCGAAACUUUACAGGCUAUGAAGAUGUAUCCUCGAGGAGCCCAAGCAGUAGUUGGAGACAUCAUCACCCUUGUUAAGGAACAUCUUGGCGACGGAAACUACCAAGUGUAUCCUUUUCCUGAAUCUCUCGAGGAACCUUUGUGCCAAUACGAAGCUCGCACAUCUCGAUUUGUCGUCUUUACCGUCCAUCGGGUCGAAGACAUCGACCAGGACCUACGCGUGGGGUUAAAUUCGGUCAUCGACGAUACGAUCGCGCACGAAAAUUGGGGCAAACUAGCGAUUCUUCUUGAAUAG
Molecule: messenger RNA, 336 nt
Organism: Orbilia oligospora ATCC 24927
Lineage: Eukaryota; Fungi; Ascomycota; Orbiliomycetes; Orbiliales; Orbiliaceae
Exons: 2
Coding region: 1-336 (111 amino acids)
Source: RefSeq, a predicted model, not a curated record